Molecule: messenger RNA, 1529 nt
Organism: Westerdykella ornata
Lineage: Eukaryota; Fungi; Ascomycota; Dothideomycetes; Pleosporales; Sporormiaceae
Exons: 2
Coding region: 354-1529 (391 amino acids)
Source: RefSeq, a predicted model, not a curated record
CGAAUACGGUGCAGCUUCCUGUGCUUAAGCAUAUAUAUGGUUACAUGUAUUCCUUUUUCUCGAGUUGUAUACCUCGCUAGUGCACUUUUCAGAAUAGAUCGCGGGAGUGUUUUCUAUCUUGAGGAUCCAUUCCGAGAGGAGAGGAUUGAGUCACGGUGCAUACUGUGGUUGUCCCCGUACAGGACAAGGCUUGUCAGGCCACACGGUUUUUAGAUUCACGUCCAUACGGUGGACAUCGACCUCACAGGGUUUCAACCUCUCCUCCCUCUUAGAAAAUCCUCCCUCUUAGGAAAUCCUCCCUCUGAGGAAAUCCUCCCUCUUAGGAAUUCCUCCCUCUUCGAAAAGAAGAAGAAAUGUCACCACAACUACCACCCUAUUACCUGGACCACAUCAUCGUCUUCCUCCCCGCCUCCCGCUCCUCUACCUCUUCACCAGCAUCCCCCCACCUCCCCCCCUCCUUCCUCCAAGCAUUCACCCCCUACCCAGGCGGCCAGCACGCCGACAAUCUCACCGCCAACACGCUCAUCCUGCUGCAGGAUGGGAGCUACCUCGAGCUCAUCUGCUGGGUACCUGGUGCGGAUGAGGAGAAGAAGAGAAGGCAUUGGUGGAGCGGGGCAGGGACGGGGUGGAAGGAUUGGUGUCUGGGUGUGAGUGGUGGGAGUCUUGAAGGGGAAGGGGAUGGCAAAGGAGAGGGGAAAGGAGAGGGGAGAGGGGAGGAUAGGGAAGACGAGGACGCAGGCACCCGGCACUUCGCCCUCCUGAACCGCGCCGAAGAUCAAGGCGGAGUAAAAGGGGUAUACCUCCCUCCUCUGCGCGGUGGGCGCAAGAGACCCGAUGGCGUCGAGAUUGGGUGGAGUGUCAUUUUCCCGUCGGAGGAUGCUAUUUCUCUCCCUACUUGGGAAAGCCGGGAAGAGCAGGAUCAGGAAGAGCAGGAUCAGCAACAAAAAAAGAAAUCUAUAAGAGGCCUCGUCCCCUUCUUCUGCCACGACCUCACCCCGCGCCCCUUGCGCGUCCCUGUCCAUCCCGACGCAACAGCAGACGCAGCAGCAGACGCAGCAGCAGCAGACAGGCAAGCCGGCAAAACCCGGCAUCCCUGCGGCGCUUUGGGGCUGCUCGAACUCUGCGUCCUCGUCGCGCACGAGGAGGUAUAUCACCAGGUUAAAAAGAUAUAUACGCGUCUGUUUGGCGAGGCGCGGAUCCUUGGUGGAGGAGGAGAGGGAGAAGAGGAAGCGGAAGCGGUCUUCACCACGUCCCGCCCUAUACCCGGCAUCUCGCCGGUCCUGGAGACAGCGGCGCCGCGGAUACGGCUGCGACUUGCGCGGUCGGAAGCUGAGAAGGAGAAGGUGAGGGUGAGGGGUGCAGGGAGUGGGUUUUGUGUUUGUGAUGUUGUGCUUGCUGCGAGGGCGGCGCAGGAAGAAGAGGAGGGAGGUGUGGCUGGGACGGGGAGGGAGAAUGGGACGAGGGUGAGGAUUGAUGGUGUUGGUGGAGGGGAGGAGGAUGUAGGGGGGUUGUGGGUUGAGUAUUUGUGA